Molecule: messenger RNA, 938 nt
Organism: Cetraspora pellucida
Lineage: Eukaryota; Fungi; Glomeromycota; Glomeromycetes; Diversisporales; Gigasporaceae
Source: the annotation of a GenBank genome assembly
UUGAAGAUAAUAAUUUUAGACUUUGGGCAAAAAGUCUUGAUCCUCAGUUUGAAAUACCAUGUGUUAAUACAAUUAAAACCAUUAUAUUUAACUCCUAUAAUUCUACAAUAAACCAAAUUAUAAAUCUUAUUUCAAAAACAUCAGAUACAGUUGUACUUGAUAUAGAAGAGUUGGACGAACAUAAUGCAUCUGAUAUUAUUAAGUCAGUUAAUUUGGUUCUUAAUAAAUUUAAUAUUGAUCAUUCAAAGAUCUUUACUAUUACUACAAAUAACAGUUCAAAUGUCAAAUCUGCAGUGCAACAAUUGAAUAUUACUAACAUAAAGUGUGCUGGACAUACACUUCAAUUAAGUGUUAAUUUGGAUUUAAAGGAAGUUAAUGAUCUUAUUUCAAAAUGUAAAUUACUUAUUGCAAUUUUGUCAAAAGAAAAAAAAUAUAAACAGCUUCAUGAAGCUCAAUUACAAAUUACUUCAGGGUUAAAACAAUCUUUAGAUAUUAUUAAAGAUGUGGAUAUAUGUUGGAAUUCCAUCCUUUAUGCUAUUAAAUGUCUUAUGCAUUUAAAACCUGCCAUUAUACAAUUAUACUCAACUCUUACUAAUCAUACUAUUAGAGAAAUUAGAAAAGAAGCAGAAACUAUGAAUUCUUUUAUUUCUUUUACAAAAGAAUUUGAAUUAUUAGAAGAACUAAUAGAAAUUCUUUUUCUUUUUGAUGAAGGAGAUCCAAGUGAAAAUAUGCAUCAUCAAUUUAAUGAACUUUGUCCAACACCAACCUCUGAUGAUGAUAUUAAUAAUGAUUUGAUUUUAGCAUUUUCACAUUCAUGUAAAAAAUCCAAAAUGUCAACAUUUUUUAUGCAUUUACGAACAGAAAACUCUAAUGUUGAAUUCAAUGAAUUUGACCAGUAUUAUCAACUGCUUGAAAUUUCUCUUGAUGAAGAGCCUUGA